AAGCUGAACUCUAGCGGCGGCGGAAGUGCGGCUCCGCACGGGCAAGAUGGCGGCGCCCAGGGCUUCCUCGUUCGAGUAGGUGGCUGGCUGCAGAGACUCGCUGCAAGUGGUUCAAGCGGAGAACGCAGGAGCAAGGGGUUAAUGAGAACAUUCCCACAGCAAGAAGGACUGGAAGGAGUCAUACAAAGGCCACAGCUUUAGUGCCAAGAUGCUGUCCAGACCAAAGCCUGGAGAGUCUGAGGUGGACCUACUGCGCUUCCAGAGUCAGUUCCUCGAGGCUGGUGCAACUCCGGCGGUACAGCUGGUGAAAGGAAGUAGGAGACAUGGUGAUGCUCACCUGGACCAGCUCCCACCGCAGGACCGUCGGGAUGUGGUGAUGCUGGACAAUCUCCCAGAUGUGCCCCCAGCUCUGGUGCCCGCUCCUGCAAAGAGAGCUAGACCUAGUCCUGGCCACACCCUGCCUCACAAUGAAGACCCUGAGGAGAGGCUGAGUAGGCACGAUCAGCAUAUCACCGCGGUUCUGUCUAAAAUUAUUGAACGGGAUACAAGUUCAGUCACUGUGACUCUGCCUGUGUCCAGUGGUGUCCCUUUCCCCGCUGUGUUCCAUUGCUCAAAGGAGAGACAGGGGAAAUCAGGAGCAUCGGGUAAGAGGAGCAUCUUUGCCCAAGAGAUUGCAGCAAGGAGGGCGACUGAAAACCGGGCCUCAGCAGCUGGGGAAGUUGUCCCCAACCUAGACCCACCAGAGGGUGCUGUGCCCUCUGAAACACUGUUCUCCAGGGACAAAGGCAGCCAGUUUCCAGGGGGCAGCCAUGACUUCCACAGAUCGAAUCUGGUCACAGGGAAGGGGCUGAGGAGCCAGGCUGCUGAGCAGGAAGUCCAGACCAUCCAUGAAGAGAAUGUUGCAAGACUGCAAGCCAUGGCUCCCGAGGAGAUCCUGAAGGAGCAGCAGCAGUUACUGGCUCAGCUUGACCCCAGCUUGGUUGCCUUCUUGAGAUCUCAUAGCCAUGCCUUGGAGCAAGCAGGAACUGAGGACCCCAAGGGGCAGAGCCCAGGAAGACCCACAGUUCCAGUCGCUAAAGAAGAGCCCAUCAUGUCAGCGUCUACCAGUGAGCCCAUGGAGGAGGACAAGCUGGAGCCCAGAGCCCCAGCACUGAAACUACCCGUGACCCUCAACAAAGAAUGGCUCCAUAUGGACACAGUUGAGCUGGAGAAGCUCCACUGGACACAGGACCUGCCCCCGCUCCGACGGCAGCAAACACAGGAGAGAAUGCAGGCCCGAUUCAGCCUUCAAGGAGAGCUCCUGGCACCUGAUGUGGACCUGCCCACCCACCUGGGCCUGCACCACCAUGGAGAAGAGGCAGAGAGAGCAGGGUACUCUCUCCAGGAGCUGUUCCAUCUGACCCGCAGCCAGGUGUCCCAGCAGAGAGCCCUAGCACUGCACGUGUUGUCCCAGAUCAUCGGCAGGGUCAGACUAGGAAUGGGGCAAAUUCAGGGUCAUGGGCCAGCAAGGCCCAUACAAGUUCUGCAUCUUCAACAGUUUUUUCCCCCUGAUCCCAAGGCCCAGGCUGGUGAGUUUGGAGACUGCCUAGUGGGCGGUAUCUUGCGCCUCCUCUUGGAUGCUGGUUUCCUCUUCCUGCUUCGCUUCUCUCUGGAUGACAGGGUAGACGGUGUCAUCGCAGCAGCCGUCCGGGCUCUUCGCUCCCUACUAGUAGCUCCUGGAGAUGAGGAGCUCCUUGACAGCACCUUCUCUUGGUAUCAUGGAGCUUCGGUGUUCCCUCUGAUGCCCAGCCAGGAGGACAAAGAUGAUGAAGGUGAGGAUGAAGAACCCACAACCAAAAAGGCGAAGAAGACCCCUGAGGAAGAAAGCCGCCCUCCCCCCGACCUGGCCAGACAUGAUGUCAUCAAGGGGCUCCUGGCUACCAACCUGCUGCCUCGGCUGCGCUAUGUGCUGGAGGUGACUUGCCCAGGGCCCUCUGUGGUUCUUGACAUCCUGGCUGUCCUUAUCCGCUUGGCCCGGCAUUCCCUGGAGUCAGCCACGAGGGUUCUAGAGUGUCCUCGGCUAAUAGAGACCAUAGUUCAAGAAUUCCUGCCUACCAGUUGGUCCCCCAUGGGGGUGGGACCUACUUCCAGUCUAUACAAAGUGCCCUGUGCUGCUGCCAUGAAACUGCUUAGAGUCCUGGCCUCAGCUGGGAAGAAUAUUGCUGCCCGACUGUUCCGCAGCUGUGACUUCAGGAGCCGUCUGAGCCGGUUCCUAGCCGAAGCUCCACAAGAGCUGGCCUUGCCUGCCAAGGAGGCAGAGGUGCUGAGCACGGAGGCCUUCCGUCUGUGGGCCGUGGUCGCUUCCUAUGGCCAGGGUGGCCACCUUUAUAGGGAGCUGUACCCAGUGCUCAUGCGGACCUUGCAGACCCUGCCUACGGAGCUCAGCACCCAUCCCCCAAAGCCAGUUUCCAUGCAGCGAAUGGCCUCUCUGCUCACGCUUCUUACCCAGCUGACUCUGGCAGCUAGCAGCACACAUCCUGAACCCAGCAGUGACUCUGCUGAGACCUGCGUGUCGGCCAUCCCUUCUUCCGUCACCUGGACACAGGUAUCUGGACUUCAGCCACUGAUCGAGCCAUGUCUAAAGCAGACCCUAAAGUUCCUGCCCAGACCUGAUGUAUGGAAUGCCCUGGGCCCAGUGCCCAGUGCCUGCCUGCUCUUCCUGGGUGCCUACUACCAGGCCUGGAGCCAGCAGUCAGAUCUGUGCCCAGAGGAUUGGCUUCAGGACAUGGAGCGCCUGUUGGAUGAGCUCUUGCUGCCAUUGCUGAGCGAGCCUUCUCUGGGCCGUCUGUGGGAUUCCUUGAGGCACUGCUCCCCGCUCUGCAAUCCACUGUCCUGUGCUCCUGCUCCUGAAGCCCUCCCCAGCCUUGUGUCCCUGGGCUGUGCAGGAGGUUGUCCCCCUCUCAGUAUAGCUGGCUCAACCUCACCCUUCCCAUUCCUCACUGCCCUCCUCUCUCUCCUCAACAUUCUGGUCCGGAUCCACAAGGGGCUUUGUGGACAGCUGGCUGCUGUGCUGACUGCCCCAGGACUCCAGAACUACUUUCUCCAGUGUGUGGCUCCUGUGCCUGCCCCACAGCUCACACCCUUCUCUGCCUGGGCCCUGCGCCAUGAGUACCACCUGCAGUACUUGGUGCUCUCGCUAGCCCAAAAAGCGGCCACACUGCAGCCACAGCCAGCCACCAGUACUGCCCUCCACCAUACCAUGGCCUUGGCCCUGCUGAGCCGGCUGCUGCCUGGAAGUGAACACCUCGCCCAAGAGCUGUUGCUGAGCUGUGUGUUCCGGCUGGAGUUCCUGCCGGAGAAUGCGUCAGGGGGUCCAGAGGCAGCUGACUUCUCUGACGGACUGUCUUUAAGGAACAGUGGGGACCCUCAGUGUAAACGAGGGGCUCUCCUAGUUCAGGCUUGCCAGGAUCUCCCCAGCAUCCGCAGCUGCUACCUGGCCCAUUGUUCACCAGCCAGAGCCAGCCUGCUGACCUCCCAAGCCUUAUACCGCGGAGAGUUACCCCGAGUUUCAAGCCUGCUACUGCCUGUACCUAAGGAGCCCCUGCUGCCCACUGACUGGCCCUUCCAGCCAUUGAUCCGCCUCUACCAUCGGGCUUCAGAUGCUCCCUCUGGGAUCCCUGCUGCUGACACCGUAGGCAUCGCCAUGCGAGUCCUACAGUGGGUGCUGGUUCUGGAGAGCUGGCGCCCUGAGGCCCUCUGGGCUGUGCCUCCUGGUGCCCGCCUGGCACGGCUCAUGUGUGUGUUCCUGGUGGAUAGCGAGCUAUUCCGAGAGACUCCUGUACAGCAUCUGGUGGUAGCUCUUUUAGCGUGGCUCUGUCGGCCCCAAGUCCUGCCAAACCUCAACCUGGACUGCCCACUCCCUGGCCUGACGUCGUUUCCUGACCUCUAUGCCAGCUUCUUGGACCACUUUGAGGCUGUCUCUUUUGGGGACCACUUGUUUGGGGCCCUGGUCCUCCUCCCGCUGCAGCGUCGGUUCAGUGUCACCUUGCGCCUCGCCCUCUUUGGGGAGCACGUGGGGGUCUUGCGAGCCCUGGGCCUGCCACUGACUCAGCUGCCUGUGCCCUUGGAGUGCUUCACAGAGCCCGCCGAGGACAGCCUGCCUCUCCUUCGGCUCUAUUUCCGGGCCCUGGUUACUGGCGCGCUCCGUCCCCACUGGUGCCCUGUCCUCUACACUGUAGCUGUGGCUCAUGUCAAUAGUUUCAUCUUCUCCCAAGACCCAAAGAGCUCAGAUGAGGUGAAGGCUUCCCGGAGGAAUAUGCUGCAGAAAACGUGGCUGCUGGCAGAUGAGGGUCUGCGGCAGCAUCUCCUCCACUACAAGCUUCCCAACUCCAGCCUCCCAGAGGGCUUUGAGCUGUAUUCCCAGUUGCCUCGUCUGAGACAGCAGUACCUUCAGACAUUGCCCACAGAGGUGCUUCAGAAUGGAGGAUUAAAGACGUAGGGCACUUGGCACCAGCUUGAGAUGGAUAUAUUCUCCUGGGCCUUGACACUGGAAGUCUGCUCUUACAGAAGAACACCAUUUCAUGAGGGAAAGUGGGGGACAAGGGAACACACGGCUCGCCUUCCUGCGAGCACAUUGUUUGAGCCUUUUUUAGAAAUGGAAGGAAUGCUUAUUCCACCCGAUACUGGAACUCAGGAUCUGGGGCUUUGAGGGCUGUGCUAGGAGCGGAGGGUGACUUAGCUGUUUACCCCACUGAGGGCACAGAACAGGCUGAGUCCCCUCUCCUCACCUCCAGGGUGUGUCAUUGCUCUACUACCCAUUGAAAUAAAUUCUUUUCUACUCUA
Messenger RNA from Alexandromys fortis (reed vole), 4821 nucleotides. It is a transcript of the gene Rpap1, whose product is annotated as RNA polymerase II associated protein 1. Gene Ontology annotation, biological process: transcription by RNA polymerase II. Lineage: Eukaryota; Metazoa; Chordata; Mammalia; Rodentia; Cricetidae. The transcript is spliced from 25 exons. Bases 209 to 4477 code for a protein of 1422 amino acids. The record is from RefSeq and is a predicted model, not a curated record.